GUUGCCAACGCCUACAACUAUUGCCACAAUGCGACCCAUAUUUGCGAUACGAGAAACAUGAGGCACUUUAUAUGCCACAUGGAUACCGAGCUGGCCAAAUAUGUGGCCACCAUUCCAGAUACGUUGACAUUGCGUACACUCAUCCUAGACUAUCAUAAUGAUUUUCGGCAUAUGCUGGCUGGCGGUGGUUUGACCACCAAUAGCAACGAGACCUUUCCAGCCGCCUCUCGGAUGCGUGAACUCAUCUGGGACGAGGAACUGGCGCACAUGGCGCGCAUACACGCCUCCACAGUAUCCUUCAAGCAUACCAUGUGCCGCUCCGUCGUGCGUUUUCCAAAUGCCGGUGAGGCUUUGGGUCUGGUCUUUGCAAGUUCAACAAGGCGUACCAUUAAAGAGCUGCUGGACUUGACGCUGGUGCCCAUGUUCGAGGAAUAUCGUGUUGCUGAGGACCCCGACAACCUGGUCAACGAGUUUGACUCCUCCAAGCACCAUGUGGUUGCCCAUUUUACGCUACUUGUCAACGAUCGAGUCUCAAGAGUGGGCUGCGCCUUUGUUGUAGCUUCUGGAUGCGAGCAAGAAGCCCGCGAAGGCUAUUGCUUCUUUUUGACCUGCCACUACGACUUCGUGAAUAUGGAGAAAUCGUUUGUAUAUAAGACGGGCGAUCCGGCAAGUCAGUGUUGCAUUUGGAGAGCCCCCUCCAAAAGCAAAAAGUUUAGGCAUCUUUGUGGCAACUCGGGAGCCAUAUUUCCCAUGGAUCAUGGCGAAUUGGACCAACAUCAAAGAAAUUUUAAUUUACAAAAAUGUUCCUGAGUAUUCGAAUUGUA
Drosophila grimshawi is the source of this 824-nucleotide messenger RNA. RefSeq names its product antigen 5 like allergen Cul n 1. The coding region runs from base 58 to 810 and encodes 250 amino acids. NCBI's taxonomy places the organism in Eukaryota, Metazoa, Arthropoda, Insecta, Diptera, Drosophilidae. The transcript is spliced from 5 exons. The record is from RefSeq and is a predicted model, not a curated record.